Messenger RNA from Thyridium curvatum, 2178 nucleotides. RefSeq lists its product as uncharacterized. Lineage: Eukaryota; Fungi; Ascomycota; Sordariomycetes; Thyridiales; Thyridiaceae. The transcript has 3 exons. Gene Ontology annotation, molecular function: protein binding. The record is from RefSeq and is a predicted model, not a curated record. The coding region runs from base 1 to 2178 and encodes 725 amino acids.
AUGGCGACGGAGGACGAAAAUGCCUUCCACGAUGACCUCGGCCCGGAGGAAGACUCGUCCAUCAUCUCGGUGAGUACAUGGACAACUGCCCUUGAUACAGGCGACACGCCCAAGCACUCGAUCUUUCCGAUUGUCACAUACCAUUCUUUGAUUUCAUUGACUCCUUUUGCCCAUGCCUCCUCCGUUCUGGCCAUCUCUCCUGCAUGCCCUAGCACUAACCAUCUCCACCACCACCGGACACAGACACGGAACAUCGAGGCGUUCGGGCGCAAGGUGACCACCACGGCCAGCCAUCUCAUCGGGCCCCUCACCGACCCCCAGUCGGGCGCGCACUACCAGCAGGCCAUGAGCGAGAUGCACAAGCAGCUGCGCCGCCCGGGCGUCCAGCGCAGCGUCUUCUCCAUGACGCGCGCCUCGCCCGCCGAGGUCGUCCGGUCCAAGCUGUCGACGCGCGAGAUCCAGCACCGCGCCCUCGCCUACGUGCCCGACGAGCUGCUCGCCAGCAUCCCCGACGAGGACGACAACGCCUACUCGCUCUUCCAGGGCUUCCAGGCCAGCUUCCCCGAGCUGACCGAGGAGGGCAAGAAGCACCACGGCAGCCACCGCCGGCGCGUGUCGAGGGGCCGCAGGCUGAUCGACGAGGGCAAGCCCGCGACGCCCGACAGCCCGCACGCGCUGCAGCGGCUGCGCAAGGACAAGGCGGCCAUGAUGCACGAGCUCGAGAUGCUGGGCAUCCGGAAGAACAUGGCCAGCAGCGAGAUCCACGAGAUAGACAACAAGAUCGCCAACCUGGCCGGCAUGCGCAGGAUCAUCCUCGACAGGUUAGCCGGGCUGGAGCAGGAGGAGACCCUGUUGGAGCACGACGUCAUGGACGUUGAGGCGAGGAUAGAUGUGGCACAAGAGCUGGUCGACGAGGCCGAGUCAAUAGCUCAGCAAACACCCACAAAGUCAGAAGAGGAUCUGGCAUUGGACAAUGACAAGGACGCGCCCGGUUUCAUGUCGCAGUCUAUCUACGAGAAGAUACCGUCGACAGCGACCACUCCGUCCAAGAGCAAGAAGCCAAAGAAUGUCCGACGGAAGUCGGUGCCCAUUCUGCACGAGCACUUCGAGCCUGGCACAAACAUACGCGACAUUCGUGCCCACCAAGACCGGAUCACAGCCCUUGAUUUCGAUGCGCCUUUCGGGACGAUGGUUACGGCCGCGAUGGACGACUCGGUGCGCGUAUGGGACCUGAAUGCCGGCCGUUGCAUCGGCAUCCUGGACGGACACACUGCGUCCGUGGGAGCGUUGCAGGUUGAGGACAACAUCCUGGCCACCGGCUCUGUCGAUGCUACGAUCCGACUGUGGGACCUUAGCAAGGCGCACUACGACCCGCAUGGCAGCCAAUUUGGGACCAACGAGGAGGAGGAGGACGGCAUGGCGUUUGAGAACCCUGACGACGAGCCCGUAGAGCCCCCUGCCGACAGCAUGUCCGACUGUGCUCUCUUCACGUUACAGGCGCACGUGGAUGAAGUUACCGCGCUGCAUUUCCGGGGCGACGUUCUCGUGUCCGGAUCGGCCGACAAGACGAUCCGGCACUGGGAUCUGGAAAAGGGCCGCUGCGUCCAGACGCUCGACGUGAUGUGGGCCGCAGCACAAGCUUCGGCAACGCUGGCCACGGGCGAGGGAUCUUGGCGGCACACCGGCGGCAACAGGGCUCACGCCAACGAUGCCGACUUCGUAGGGGCGCUGCAGGUCUUUGACGCGGCGCUGGCGUGUGGCACGGCCGACGGCAUGGUGCGCCUGUGGGAUCUGCGCAGCGGGCAGGUGCACCGCAGCCUGGUGGGCCACACGGGGGCGGUGACGUGCCUGCAGUUUGACGACGUGCAUCUUGUUACGGGCAGCAUGGACCGGAGCAUACGGAUAUGGGACCUGCGGACGGGCUCCAUCUACGACGCGUACGCGUACGACCACCCGGUGACGAGCAUGAUGUUCGACAGCCGGCGGAUCGUGGCGGCGGCGGGCGAGGACGUGGUCAAGGUGUACGACAAGGUCGAGGGCCGGCAGUGGGACUGCGGCGCCGGGGUGCUGGCGGCCGAGGCGGGGACCAAGGCGUCGGUCGUGCAGCACGUGCGGAUACGCGACGGGUACAUGGUGGAGGGCCGCCAGGACGGCGUCGUCGGCGUGUGGACCUGUUAA